AUGGCUGCCUCUACAGCCAGCUCGGCUGAGAUGAUCACUCAGCUCGAGUCUGCGCGUAAGCUUGCCCUCAACGAUCCGCAAGUCUAUACUCAAGUCGUGCCGGGCAUAUUACCUCUCAUCGGGCCUUCGGCGGCGCUCGAUAUUCGUCGAUGGGGAGCUGAUUUCAUCGCGGAGUGCUUUGCCAGUCCCUCGUUGCCAAACGCGCAGAAAGAAGAGCUCGUGUCGGAUGUCUUGCCGUCACUGCUCGGGUUCCUUGAGAAUCCUGCAGAAGACACCGCAGUAUUGAGAAGUGUGGUUCAGACAGCUACUAGUUUAUACGCUUUGGUGUUUAAGAGAAUAGCUUCGCACCCGGAUCAGUCACCAGUAUGGCAGACCAUGCUAGCCAUCAAGAUGAGCAUCCUGCAACGGAUGGAUCUUGCGCCAAUCACGAUAAAGAUAUGCUGCAUCAAGUUCCUACAGAAGGUGGUUCAAGUGCAGACGCCGGGAGUCAUUGCAGAUCCAAGACGAACAGACUCGAACGAGACGUCUCUAGCCAUCGUUCCGCGUCAGCACCCUCUACUGCCACUGCCUCAGCUAGAGGCUGAAGGUGCAGGCCUCCUCGAUCGGCUGCUGAGUGUCUUUCAGGACCCCAACAUGGAUCCAAUACUCGUGGACGCGACGCUCAACUGUCUUGCCAUUCUCAUUCGCACACGUCCUGCCGUGGCGAACAAGAUCCUGUCAGCUGUCCUGAAUUUCAACCCCUUCAGGUCUGCUCCAACCAGCAUGACACCUAGACUCAAUGUCAUAUAUCGAUCGAUGGAGAGGACAACAUUUGCGCUUCUCAAGUUCAUCAUGAAGAGCAUGCCAAACCAUGCGAUGAGUGAGAAGGUAGGCGCCUACAUGGUUCGCUUGCAACAACAAAGGGUCGGCAUCUUUAGCGGAGGGGUUGGCGUCAAGCGUUCAGCUGAAGCAAUGGACGGCCCAAAUGACGCGAAGCGACAGCGUCUUACCGAAGUGCCCAAGUUCCCACCAAUGCCGCCUCCGCCAAAUACCGUUGCUCAGCUGUUUACCCUGACUGAGGAUACGAUGCUCCACCAAUUUGACGUGAAACUUCUACCAAUCGACAUCGUCAAUCAGGUGGUGGCUCUUCUGAUUCAGAUGACGGAAGCUGGGCGGUUAGAGCCGGCCAUGGACGCGGUCAGGAUGCGUCUCGACAAGUUGAGGAAAGCAGCCCAGCCAACGCCUAUACCGGACAUACCAAUGGCCGGUCCAACUGGAAUCGACGAUGACGACGACUACGAGCCAGACUUCGGCCAGUCGACUGAAGCGGCUGCUGAGAACACAACGACUAAGGUCCUCGAGGAACUGAUCCAGCCACCCAUCAAUUUAGGACCAUUUGAACUACCGAAGCCGCCCCCACUGUCAGAUUCUGAGGUAGCCAUUCUGUCAGACCAGACAAUCCGCCAUGUAUUGGGUCUGGUCCAUGGGCUAGAGUCUACAAACACCGUGUCGGCUCGACCGAAGAUGGGCUUCGCUCGCUUGGCAGCGGCUGCUAACGACCGCGACGCUUGGAUCACGAUCAUUUCGCGCAUAGCGGCGCGGACGCCUGCCUCGAUCGACGAGUACGGGGAGUCUGAAUCUUCGCUGGACGCCGACGAAGAUGGCACACUCACGAAAGCAAGUCCAGCUCGGAAGUCUGAUGGAAUUGCCGGUCGAAUUCGUGAACACCUUUUUAUGUACAUUCUUGAGGAUUUCCGAUCACGCCUCAACAUUGCCAUUUCCUGGUUGACCGAAGAAUGGUACGCAGACAAAAUGCAGGCUCGUUGCAAGUCCCCAUCAUCAACGCCUCCAACAGACCUUCCGAACUACUCUGAAUGGUCUGCCCGCCUGUUCGACCGCGUUGCACAGUAUCUUGACAAAGCAGACUCCAAACUCCUCAUUCGCUUCCUCUCUGAGAUUCCAGCAAUCACCAAGGCAAUUCUGGACAGUUUGAAGACGCUGGCCCAGGAUCCGGAGAGAGUCAGUAUGUGUACAUUAGCAAUGCAAUACCUGCUCAUGUUUCGGCCACCGUCGAGGGACCUAGUGAAGGAGGCCCUGUCUGAGAUGAUCGAAGCUGGCGAUGAGCAGGUCAAGAGCGCGGCUGGGAAGGUUUUGGAACGGUUUGAGAAAGGCCAGUCGGGCAGUGCAGCGCCGGCAAAGCCAAAAGUUCUUCCGAAAAUUGAAGCUACACCGGUUCAGGUCGACGCGCCAGUAGCAGAGGUCGCAGUCGUCAAUGGAGUAGAGCUGCACGAUGGAAUGGACACAGUCAAGGCUGAAUAG
Molecule: messenger RNA, 2298 nt
Organism: Cyphellophora attinorum
Lineage: Eukaryota; Fungi; Ascomycota; Eurotiomycetes; Chaetothyriales; Cyphellophoraceae
Product: mRNA cleavage and polyadenylation specificity factor complex subunit pta1
Exons: 3
Coding region: 1-2298 (765 amino acids)
Cellular component (GO): mRNA cleavage and polyadenylation specificity factor complex
Source: RefSeq, a predicted model, not a curated record